GUGCGAGUCCAUGCUCACGCUAUACAGAUCCGGAGGUACGACAGAUGACGUGACGCGCCUGCCGUGUUUCAGACUUUGCAUGAUUACGUAAACGCUUCAGCGGCUCUCCCCGAAUAACAAAUAGCACAGAAGUUGAGCCUUUUCCUCUCCACCACCGCCAUGUCUUCAAGAACCAGCAAAGAAACCACAGAGAAGCACUGCGUCCUGUGCUGCCAAGAGGUCAACAUCUUCGCCUUGGGAAAAUGCGACCACCCGGUGUGCUACCGCUGCUCCACCAAAAUGAGAGUGCUGUGCGACCAGAAGUACUGCGCCGUCUGCCGGGAAGAGCUCGACAAGGUGGUGUUUGUGAAGAACCUGGCGGCCUUCUCGUCUCUGCCCUACCAACAGUUCCCCUGUGAGAAGACGCAUGACAUCUAUUUCUGUGACGAGAAGAUCUUCGCCAAAUACAGACAUCUGCUGUUGCCAGAGUGCCUCCGCUGUUCAGAACCGAAGGCCUUCUCCAAGUUCGAGGAGCUGGAGUAUCACAUGAGGAAGCAGCACGAGCUCUUCUGCUGCAAGCUCUGCUCGAAGCAUCUCAAGAUCUUCUCCCAUGAGCGUAAAUGGUACAACCGCAAGGAACUGGCACGUCACCGAGCGCACGGAGAUCCGGACGACACCAGCCACAGAGGACACCCGCUCUGCAAGUUCUGCGAUGACCGUUACCUUGACAACGAUGAGCUGCUGAAGCACUUGCGCAGGGACCACUACUUCUGCCAUUUCUGUGACGCGGAUGGUUCUCAGGAAUAUUACAGCGAUUACCCGUACCUGAGCGAGCAUUUCAAAGAGAGUCACUACCUGUGUGAGGAGGGCCGCUGUGCCGACGAACAGUUCACCCAUGCAUUCCGCUCCGAGAUCGACUACAAGGCCCACAAAGCCGCGGCGCACAGCAAGAACCGAGCAGAGGCCCGACAGAACCGCCACAUCGACGUGCAGUUUAACUACACAAGACAAACGAGGAGAAAUGAAGGAAUGCUGUCGGGUGAGGAUUAUGACGAGCUGCGUCAGAGGAGGGGAGGAGGAGGAGGAGGAGGAAGAGGAAGGCCUCAUGGGGGACAGAAGAGCUGGAGGUAUUCCCGAGAGGAAGAGGACAGGGAGGUGGCAGCUGCCAUGAGGGCAUCCAUGGCGCAGUGUAGGCAGGAGGAGAGAGGACCGAUGCAGGAGAGAGGACCGAUGCAGGAGAGGAGCGCUCCCAAACACUGCAGGGAGGAGAGGACCGAGAGAGCCGACCCAGAAGACCCCAAAAACAGGACGGGACUCAUCAAACCAACAAGCAAACCUCCAGUACGAACAAUGAAGAGCUCUAAUCCCGGGGAUGAAGAAGAUGACUUCCCAGCUUUAGGAGCCAAAGCGGCCCCGACCAUUGUAAAACCAGCUCCUGCGAUGGUAACAACAGCCCAUGCCGCUUUGAAGGAAGACGACUUCCCGAGCCUCUCCACCGUGGCGGUCGCGUCUCCCAUGACGCCGGCUUACUCCGCCCAACAGAGGAACACUUCCUCUUUCCACGAGGAGGAUUUCCCCGCGCUUGUGUCCAAAAUUCGGCCCCUCAAACAUGCGGCUGGCAACAAAUCUGCUUGGUCCAACCAUACCGCUGCAGCUAAAGCCCAACCUCUCCCUCCCCCGCCCUCCAGGCCGUCCCCUCCUCUCUCGUCUGUGUCCUCUGGCCCUCAGCUCCUCUCCUCUUCCUCCAACUCCUCAUCCUUGCGGAUGAAAAAGAUGUCACAGGAGAAAGAAAUACCUACUCGGUCUCCUCCUCCUCCAUCUCGCGACGAUGGUGUCGGAGGGUUGACGCAGCAGGAGUUCCGCUCGGUGCCCACCAUGUUGGAGAUCUCCUCUCUGCUCACCGUCAAAGGGGGCAAAAGCAAACCCUCCGCUGUGGCCCCCGACCCUCCAAACCCGACCCCCAUCCCCGAUCCUUUCACCUCUAAAGCCAGCAAGAAGAAAAAACAGCAGAAGAACAUGGCCGCCGCGGCCUCCCCGCCCCCGUCUUCAAUGUCGGGGACGACGCAAACUGUGAACACGAUCUCCGUGGAGACGGCGGCGCAAAAGGAGAACGUCCCCGAGAAGAGUUGGAACAAAGCCCCCCCCGCCAGUGCUGGGACGGCGACUCUGAUGGCGAACGGACACCCCGAGAAGUCACCGCCCGUUCGGAAGGAGGCCGUCGCGACAACUCCUCAUCCCAAAGCGGACCCCCCUCUUGAGCAGGAGGAGGAGGAGGAGGACUUCCCUGCUCUCAUGACCAAGAAGCCACCACCAGGCUUCAAGUCCUCUUUCCCGCUGAAGGCUUCAGCACCGGCCUCCGUCAUGCCCCCACCUCCACCCGGCCUGGGGAUCUCCGCCCCUAAACCUCCCCCGGGCUUCACCGGGAUCCCCCUGAACAGCAACGUGGUGGAGCCCGCGGCGCCCGCGGUCAACCCACCCCCCAAGGUGUCGAGCACCGCUUACCUGGUGCCCAACGACUUCAACCAGAGGAACCUGGAGCUGAUCCAGUCCAUUAGGAAGUACCUCCACAACGACGAGUCGACGUUCAACGAGUUCAAAAACUACUCUGCCCAGUUCAGACAGAGUGUGAUAUCAGCGGUCCAGUACCACGGCAGCUGUAAGGACCUGCUCGGAGAAGACUUUAACCGCAUCUUCAGCGAGCUGCUGGUCCUCCUGCCGGACACCGGCAAGCAGCAGGAGCUCCUGAGCGCCCACGGAGACAGCAGGGCGCUGGAGAAGCAGUCGGUCGCCGGAGGCGGGAAGAAGAACAAGAAGAACGCCUGGCAGAUCCCGACCACCAUGGCGAACGCGGCGGCCGAGCUGGACUGCCAGGUGUGCCCCACUUGCAGACAGGUACUUGCCCCGAAAGACUUCAACUCCCACAAGACCAUGCACAUCCGGGAUAACGAGGACUUCCCUUCUUUGCAGUCAAUUAGCCGUAUCAUCAGCUAGCCCUUCCCUCUUUUUCUUUUUGUCCCUGCUCCGAAUGCCAUUUUGAGGUUAUUUUUCAGUUGGAAAACAAUAGCUCAUAGCACUUUUUUUUUUUUUAAGCUGGCUUACGGUGUUUUUACUUUCUCUGGGGAUCAUGUUGACGGGCUUGUGUUCAAACACACAGAGCUGCUCCGUCUCAACUCCUUUUUGAGGACGUCUCCAGCUGGCGCUGGCAACGCGGGUCCAAUCAGACCCGUCGCUUUAUUUAAUGAAAAAAUGAGAAACGAGACGAGGCCUCACUCGAACACCUUUUUGCUCACGGAUUUUUUUUAAAUUUCUCUUUGUGUUUUCUCUCUCAAAUACAAUUAGGACUAAAUGUAUUUUGUUAACAUCAAAGCUCAUGAAGUAUGUAUAUGGUUCCCCGGCAGGGCUGUUUGCUCAAAAUAAACAAACAUUAUCGGUUCAACUACA
Pseudoliparis swirei is the source of this 3420-nucleotide messenger RNA. It is a transcript of the gene znf598, whose product is annotated as zinc finger protein 598. Lineage: Eukaryota; Metazoa; Chordata; Actinopteri; Perciformes; Liparidae. Gene Ontology annotation, molecular function: ribosome binding; ubiquitin protein ligase activity. The record is from RefSeq and is a predicted model, not a curated record. Gene Ontology annotation, biological process: rescue of stalled cytosolic ribosome; protein ubiquitination.